AUGACAGUCAAACUGACACCAGAGAAAGCACUAGCCCUAAAGUCAGAUUGUGAUUUGUUUCUUAAAAAAUGCCCUGGUAAUAUUGUAAAUCGAGAAGUUGCUCAAAUUAUUGGGAAAAUAGUAUCAAGUUUUCCUUGGGUCCUGCACGGACCUCUUUACUAUCGACAUUUAGAAAGGGACAAAACCUCAGCUUUAGCUAGGAUUAAGG
Molecule: messenger RNA, 208 nt
Organism: Paramuricea clavata
Lineage: Eukaryota; Metazoa; Cnidaria; Anthozoa; Malacalcyonacea; Plexauridae
Source: the annotation of a GenBank genome assembly